Messenger RNA from Podarcis lilfordi (Lilford's wall lizard), 179 nucleotides. NCBI's taxonomy places the organism in Eukaryota, Metazoa, Chordata, Lepidosauria, Squamata, Lacertidae. The record is from the annotation of a GenBank genome assembly.
GAAGUACUGUGAUGCGUGUGACUGCAUUUGAUGCUGAUGAUCCAGCUACAGACAAUGCUCUGCUGAGGUAUAAUAUCCUUAAGCAGACCCCGGACAAGCCAUCCCCAAACAUGUUCUAUAUUGACCCGGAGAAAGGAGACAUUGUCACUGUUGUGUCGCCGGUGCUGUUGGACCGUGAA